AUGAAGAACACCACGACGCUAACCUUCACCCUGACGUCAUUCGCGACCCUGGAGAACCACAAACACGUGUUUUUUACUCUCUUCUUCUUCCUCUAUAUUGUCACCAUCUUCCUCAAUUUACUCCUGAUCAGCGUCAUCCACCGAUGCAAUCAGCUGCACCAGCCUAUGAAUAUUUUUGCAUGUAUGUUAUGUUUCAACGAAAUCUACGGGAGUAGCGUGUUGCUGCUUCCCGUUAUGAGCAUCCUCUUGUCGAAGACACACGCAAUCAGCGCCAACAUGUGCUUCGCUCAGGUCUACUUCAUGCACACAUUUGGAGCUUCCGAGUUGUGCAUACUCGCUCUCAUGGGUUACGACCGCUAUGCUGCCAUCUGUUCCCCGCUCCACUAUCACGCCAUCAUGACUCCUUCCAAGAUCUACAAACUGAUUGCAGUUGUGGGCCUUUAUCCGUUCAUUGUAUUUGGUUGUUUUUUCAGUCUCACUCUGCGGCUGAGUUUUUGUGGGACGGUCAUACCGAAGCUUUACUGUGUCAACAUGGAAUUGGUCAAAAACGCAUGUUCAAGCACAACCCUCAUAAGUAUUGUUGGGCUUCUGCUUAUUGGGUUGCUGGUCUUCCCUCAAUUAAUCAUGAUUGUUUUCUCCUAUGUACAGAUAUUCCGAGUUUGUAAAAAAUUAUCUAAAGACUCCCAGGUUCUUGCGCUUAAAACAUGCGUGCCACAUUUAUGUUCCGUUUUAAACUAUAGCAUUGCAGCCCUGUUUGAAAUUGUUCAGACUAGGUUCGAUAUGAGUCAUGUUGCGAUCGAGGCGCGGAUCUUCUUGUCAAUGUAUUUCGUCAUCAUUCCACCUGUCGUCAACCCGCUGCUAUACGGACUCGGAACGCAUCUUGUUCGAGUUCAGAUUAUAAAGCUGUGUAUUAUAUACAAGAUCAUACCAUCAAACAUAGCAAAGAGGAUCAUUCCAAAUGAGACUUUUACUACUAACUAGCAAAAGUGUUUUAUUUUUGUGUACACAUAAUUUAAGCAGCAAAUCGACGUGUGUUAAUUCAUUUUGAUUAAAUCAAUAUUUAUUUCCUAAAACCCGUAACAUAAUAAAUAAACAGUGUGUAAAUAUCAUAUUUAGCCCACGUGAAAAAGUAUGAGUAAGCAAAUGUGUAAUUAAAAUUACAUUAUAUCUGUCUUUAUCAUUUGUAUCUAUCGAACUGAAUAUCAUUUGCAUGAAUUAAUGAUGUCAACUGUGCCAGUUCUAUUUUUUUGAGUGUAUUGAAAUAAUUUCCUCCUACUUUGAAUAUAAGCACUUUUGUUUUGAAAUGAUUUUUAAGAGAGAUUCUAAUAAAUCUGCAGAAACGACUGAUUCAAAUAUUAAAGUAUCACCCAAAUACCUUUU
Molecule: messenger RNA, 1380 nt
Organism: Syngnathus acus (greater pipefish)
Lineage: Eukaryota; Metazoa; Chordata; Actinopteri; Syngnathiformes; Syngnathidae
Product: olfactory receptor 52E4-like
Exons: 1
Coding region: 1-981 (326 amino acids)
Biological process (GO): G protein-coupled receptor signaling pathway
Cellular component (GO): membrane
Molecular function (GO): G protein-coupled receptor activity; olfactory receptor activity
Source: RefSeq, a predicted model, not a curated record